AUGAACGAAGACAGACUGGUUUGUACAUUCUUCACUAAGAUUGGAGCAUGUCGUCAUGGGGAAAAGUGUUCUCGGAAACAUCUCAAGCCCGCCGUACUGUGUACGAUUCUUAUACCCAAUUUCUAUGUUAGCCCAUCAACAGAUAAGGAAGGAGGAGUUGAAGAUUUCUUUGAUAAUUUUUAUAUGGAUGUUUUUGUAAGACUAGCGGAGUUUGGAGAGAUUACUGGAAUGGUUGUUUGUGAGAAUGCCAACUAUCAUUUGAAUGGGAAUGUUUAUGUUAGAUAUAAGAAUGCUGAAUCUGCCCAACGAGCAGUAAUUGAAUUGAAUCAAUGUUGGUUCAAUGGGAGACCAGUUCACUGUGAGCUUUCACCGGUGGAAAACUUUUCUGAUGCUAAUUGCAGAGCCUACGACAACAAGAGUUGCAGUAGAGAAUACUGUAAUUUCAUGCAUACCCGAAGACCUAGUGGGAAGUUAAAGGGCUUACUAUAUAAGGCUCAGCAAAAGAGUUUGGUUGAAGAGAAACUAGAGAGAGUUAAAAAGAUGGUGAUGGAAGGGACAACAGAUCUGAAGAAGGAUCCACUUGCACCUGCUCCGACAUCAGCAUCUACAUUACUUGAAUCGAUGCUUAACUAG
Messenger RNA from Lizanozyma spartinae, 633 nucleotides. RefSeq lists its product as uncharacterized. NCBI's taxonomy places the organism in Eukaryota, Fungi, Ascomycota, Pichiomycetes, Serinales, Debaryomycetaceae. Gene Ontology annotation, cellular component: spliceosomal complex; U2AF complex. Gene Ontology annotation, biological process: mRNA splicing, via spliceosome. Gene Ontology annotation, molecular function: metal ion binding; pre-mRNA 3'-splice site binding. Bases 1 to 633 code for a protein of 210 amino acids. The record is from RefSeq and is a predicted model, not a curated record. The transcript has a single exon.